AUGUUAUUCUGGUCUGAUCUAUUGUUCGAUGCUUACAAGCAAUGGCAAAGCGGCGAACAGCUUUCCGGCGACGUGAAAGACUGUCAACGUGAUGAUGGAGAAAUUAACUGUUCAAGAUUACUUAUUAGGGCUAUUGUUAGUACAGAUGGCAAUGCAAAGGAAAAACCAGCAAAAUCAUCAAAUGAAGCCAAAAAUAAAGCUGCUGCCGAACCAGAUAUUACUAUCACAAGGCUUGAUAUCCGGGUUGGCCUCAUAAAAAAAGCUCAAAAACUUCUUGAUGCAGAUGAACUAUAUGUUGAAGAGAUUGACAUUGGUGAAGAACAGACCAGAAAUGUUGUCAGUGGGCUUGUCAAAUUUAUACCACUUGAUGAAAUGCAGAACCGAAAAGUCUGUGUUCUUUGCAACCUAAAGCCAGCAACCAGGAAGGGCAUUAAGUUUGAGUUGGUUGAGCCUCCCAGUUCGGCUCAACCAGGAGAAAGAAUUACAUUCCCAGGGUAUGAAGGUAGCUAA
Glycine soja is the source of this 510-nucleotide messenger RNA. RefSeq names its product probable methionine--tRNA ligase. The coding region runs from base 1 to 510 and encodes 169 amino acids. The record is from RefSeq and is a predicted model, not a curated record. Lineage: Eukaryota; Viridiplantae; Streptophyta; Magnoliopsida; Fabales; Fabaceae. The transcript has 4 exons. Gene Ontology annotation, molecular function: tRNA binding.